This is a messenger RNA of Coturnix japonica (Japanese quail), 2417 nucleotides long. RefSeq names its product secernin 3 (gene SCRN3). Gene Ontology annotation, biological process: proteolysis. Gene Ontology annotation, molecular function: cysteine-type exopeptidase activity; dipeptidase activity. Lineage: Eukaryota; Metazoa; Chordata; Aves; Galliformes; Phasianidae. The record is from RefSeq and is a predicted model, not a curated record.
CGUUCUGCUCCUCCCCGUUAGCAGCAUGGCCGCCCUCACACCGCCCCGCUCCUGUGACACCUUCGUGGCGCUGCCGCCCGCCGCUGUCAGGGGCCGGGUGGUGUUCGGGAAGAACUCGGACCGGCCGUCGGACGAGGUGCAGGAGGUGCUGUACGUCCCGGCCGCCUCGCACCCGGCCGGCGCACAGCUGGAGUGCACCUACAUCACGGUUGAGCAAGUGGAGCGAACCCACGCCGUGGUCCUGAGCCGCCCGUCAUGGCUGUGGGGCGCGGAGAUGGGCGCCAACGAGCACGGGGUGUGCAUCGGGAACGAGGCCGUGUGGGGCCGAGAGGAGGUGUGCGAUGCCGAGGCGCUCCUGGGCAUGGAUCUCGUAAGGCUUGGACUCGAGAGAGCGGACACAGCUGAAAAGGCUCUUACUGUCAUAGUUGAUUUGCUAGAAAAAUAUGGCCAGGGAGGAAACUGCAUGGAGAGCCACAUGGCCUUUACGUACCAUAACAGCUUUCUGAUAGCUGACAGAAAGGAAGCGUGGGUGCUGGAGACAUCAGGAAAACAUUGGGCAGCGGAAAAAGUAGAAGGAGGCGUGCGGAAUAUUUCCAACCAGCUCUCCAUCACAACCAAGAUUGACAGAGAGCAUCCGGAGCUGAAGGAAUAUGCCAAAAGCAAGGGUUGGUGGGAUGGGGAAAAGGAAUUUGAUUUUGCUGCCACGUAUUCUUAUGUCAACACUGCCAGAAUGACUACAUCCAGAAGCCGCUAUUGUGAAGGCUAUAAACUUCUAAACAAACACAAAGGCGCUAUCACUUCUGAAACAAUGAUGGAAAUUCUUCGUGACAAAGAGAGUGGCAUUAAUAUGGAAGGUGGUUUUAUGACAACUGGAAGCAUGGUGUCCGUGUUGCCUCAGGACCCUAAUCUGCCAUGCAUUCACUUCUUUACGGGAACUCCAGACCCUGCAAGGUCUGUGUUCAAGCCUUUCAUUUUUGUGCCCGGAAUUACUGAGUUAUUAAAAACUAGCUCCCCUACAUUUGGUCCUGAUGAUCCAGUCAAGAAGAAACCACGUUUUCAGAGUAAGCCAGAUCGAAGACACGAGCUCUAUAAAAAACAUGAAAGUGCUGCUGUAGUUAUGGAAACUAUGAAGGGCAAAGGUAAAGAAAUGCUGGAAGAGAUACAAGCCCUGGAGAAAAGGAAGAUGAGUGAAAUGGAAUCAAUUCUGCAAAAUGGAUGUCCUGACAUGAACCAACUAGUUAACCUCUUUCCACAGUGUGUAGAUGAAGAACUCAAAGUAUAUGGUUAAAAUUACUGUUUGAAUGGAUUGCUUGUAUAUUUACCUCUUCUCAUGGAGUGGCUCUAUAGAUUACCUCCUAUUUUCAAUAUACCAGUUAUCUAGUACGGAAAGUUUUAAAGAUGAAGAUUUCUAUUCAGGCCAAACAGCUUUUGGUUGUAGGAAGCAAUGCAGAAAAGCCUCUUUAGAGCUAGACAGUACCUUUGUAUCUGGCAAAAAGCUGUCAAGAUAUGCCAACAAACGGAUGCAAUUAGAAUCCAGUAGCUUGAUUGAGUUGCAGAACAGCCCCAUGUUACGCACGUAUAACUUUUACAGUCAAAAUAACAAUUGCAGCAGAAUUUUUCCUUGCCUGAAUUUAGAUGGCUGGGCUGGAAGACUUGCUAAAGUAUAGGAAGUAUUGCUUUCACUGAAUAAAAAGGAAAGUGGUAUGCACAUUAAGACAGAUUGAUGUUCAGCUCUUUGAUAAAUACUCUCUAAGGUACAUUUCCUAUAUUCUACUCCUUUAACAUGGGGUGAGGCUAUGAACUUAAACUAUGCUGAAUCCAGAUCAUAACUUUAUCAUGAUUUGUUGUGAAAUCUGAUUACUUGAAAUUCAACAUCUUGCAAGUUACUACACAAUUUUCACUUCCCAAUUUUCACUUCCCUAUUUUUCCCACCGAUACCAAAAAAUAAUUUAUUUGCACACAAUAGAAUUAUUUUAAAUUAAUUCUGGUGAUCAAGCUGUGACACUACUUUUACUAACCAUAGUGAGGGAUAAAGCGAGGAAAAAAAGGAGGAAGGUUCUGACUUUGCUACAUGAUCAAGCAGGAUGAAAACUACAAGCCAAAAGGAAAAAAAUCUCAGCACUUCCGUGGACCUUCAGAAACGAACACUUAAAACGAAAUGGAGCUUUGAAACUACAGUGGUAGUAGGUGACAAGAUGCAGUAACCCCCACCCAAUGAUCUCCUAUUCUGGAGAUCAUAUAUUGACUGGGUGGCAAUAACAAGUAAAACUGUCGAAGAAAGUACGCUUGAGUCAACUGUGAACCAUUUGUGCAUGUUUUAACCAUCAUCAUUUCUUAGAAAUUCAAUAGUACAGUGUAUGUUUCUGAACUAGAUGGUAUAUUUAAUAAAAAUAUGCUGUAUUUACCUGUUUUCCUCA